AUGUAUCAGGUGUUUGGACCACAAAUUAUUGCCGAGCUGGUGAAGCCUGCAGAUGCUGAUGAUCCUGAAGCAGAGGUCAUUGCCUUGUCUCCAAAGGCCCUCUUAGCCACCAACCGGUUCUUGUGCGAGAUUUGCGGUAAAGGCUUCCAGAGAGACCAGAACCUCCAGCUCCACCGCAGGGGGCACAACCUCCCGUGGAAGCUAAGGCAAAAAAGCACAAAAGAGCCGAGGAAAAGAGUCUACGUGUGCCCUGAGAAGAGCUGCAUCCACCACAAUCCCGCGAGAGCGCUUGGAGAUCUGACCGGCAUAAAGAAGCACUUCUGCAGGAAGCAUGGCGAGAAGAAGUGGAAGUGCGAGAAGUGCUCCAAGCGAUACGCAGUGCAGUCUGACUGGAAGGCGCACUCCAAGACCUGCGGCACGAGGGAGUACCGCUGCGACUGUGGUAUCCUUUUCUCCAGGAGAGACAGUUUUAUAACACACAGGGCCUUCUGUGAUGCCUUAGCUGAAGAGACCGCAAGAGUUUCUGUAGUAUCCGGCAUCAACCACACGAUGCCCAUCGUCAAUGCCAGUUACCUUCUCCCUGAUGGUUUGAUGAGAUCUGAUAUGCUGCAGAACUUCUCGUCUAAUAUUAAGACUGAUAUGUCCAACUGCAAAGCUGAUGAUAAGGCUAGACCAAAGCUUCCCUUGUGGAUGGGCCACGGAAUUCAGAGCAGUGAGCCUUUAAGCAGCCCCACCAGUCUCUCUGAUAUCAAUCAAAUCGGAUCAAUGGGUGCCGGAACCUUGUAUGGUGAUCUCUUCACCUCAUGUUCAAAUUCGCAGCAUCUCAACUCUGAAUUAAGUUGGCUGUAUGGCAGCAAACUCUUGCCUUCGAGCAGUGCUGUUGAGCUAACAAGCACCUCAAUUCCAGCAACCACCAUGAAGGAGGUCGACAGCUCGCAAUCUCUCCUCGCUAGCAUUCCUUCCUUGUUUAGCGCUCAACAUCACCAUUGUCCUGCACAGGCGUCGAAUAUGUCUGCAACAGCGUUGUUGCAGAAAGCUGCUCAAAUUGGCGUGACUUCCACCAUUCCAUUUAUUGGGAGCUUUGAGCCAUCGAAGUGCCAAGAUACUCAGAUUGAAGAUGCUAGCAAAUACGAUGGACUCCUCAAUCCAAACCAGCCGAGCAACCUAGAGAACGUUGUAAGUGGUUUCACAGCAUCGGACCCGUACAAUUUGUUCUCUGAAAGACGCUGCAGCUCUGUAAAAGAUGAUUCGGGAGGUGGAGGAGAGACUAGGGAUUUCUUAGGUGUUUGGGUGCAUCCCCUCUGCCCCUCAUCAAUCAACGGAUGGAUCUGAGUCGAAAGCUAAGUUGUUGAGGGAAAAAGGAAGGGCAGGCAUGGAGAGAUUAUUUUAUUUGCAAAUUUUGCAGGGAAGAAAAAGGUGGUAUCACUGCUUCAUGUGAGUUGAUGGAUGUGCUCAGAGGGCAAAUGUGCAUUCAAAAGUAACUAACUAGAGGUCCGCCUAUAUUUUUCAGGAACCCUAAAAGGCAGUAUUCUGGGAUGCUGCUUUUGUUUUGGAAAAAGUGGGAGUGGUUUGGGAGGCAAAGAGCACCCUCAUUUUAGCUCUGUUGUUGCAUUCCAUCUCUUUCGAGGAUGUUUUCUGUUUAAGCUGAACUUUAGUAAUUUUAGUGCCAUAAAACUAGAUUUUUUUUCUUCUCUAAUAAAACAAUGGAUAUUGCUUA
Phoenix dactylifera (date palm) is the source of this 1717-nucleotide messenger RNA. NCBI's taxonomy places the organism in Eukaryota, Viridiplantae, Streptophyta, Magnoliopsida, Arecales, Arecaceae. The record is from RefSeq and is a predicted model, not a curated record.